Messenger RNA from Cucurbita moschata (crookneck pumpkin), 1911 nucleotides. RefSeq names its product ATP sulfurylase 1, chloroplastic-like. NCBI's taxonomy places the organism in Eukaryota, Viridiplantae, Streptophyta, Magnoliopsida, Cucurbitales, Cucurbitaceae. Gene Ontology annotation, molecular function: sulfate adenylyltransferase (ATP) activity; adenylylsulfate kinase activity. The transcript has 5 exons. The record is from RefSeq and is a predicted model, not a curated record. Gene Ontology annotation, biological process: sulfate assimilation. The coding region runs from base 236 to 1639 and encodes 467 amino acids.
UUCAUCCUCCCAACCAAAAAUAAUUAUUCAAUGAAAGAAUCUUCAUUAUAUAUUUCUAUCCCAUCCCACUAUCUCUAAAAAGUUGCAAAAUCCCCCGCUCCGAUUCCCCUUUUUGUUCCAUCUUCUCUCUCACUUUUUCCACCAUCGGAUUAAUCUCUUCCCAUUUCGUCUUCUUCCCUAAUUUCAGGUUAAUCUGUCCUUAAUCUCGCUUUUGAAGCCUUGGUCUCCAUCCGAGAUGGCGUCCACGGCGACUCGAUUCAUCAAAGCCCCAUCUCCAUUUCAUUCUAUUCAGAAAACUUCCUACACCCACGCUCCGAUCAAAAUCUCCCUUCCUGCUGGGAGCUUCAAGGCCAAGAAGGCCAAUCUCCGGCUCCGAGUUUCCGCCGGUUUGAUCGAACCAGACGGCGGAAGGCUGGUGGAGCUUCUGGUUGAGGAGCCUCUGAGGGGUUUGAAGAAGAAGGAGGCCUUAUCCUUGCCGAGGAUCUCCCUUUCGAGCAUCGAUAUUCAAUGGGUCCAUGUGCUCAGCGAAGGAUGGGCCAGUCCUCUUACCGGAUUCAUGAGAGAAUCCGAGUUCCUCCAAACGCUUCAUUUCAAUUCGCUCAGGCUUCCAGAUGGGUCUGUGGCGAACAUGUCAGUGCCCAUUGUCUUGGCCAUUGACGAUGCCCAAAAGCACCACAUCGGCGACUCCACCAGUGUGGCUCUCUUUGACGCCAACAACAACCCCAUCGCUAUUAUGAAGGAUAUUGAGAUCUACAAGCACCCAAAAGAGGAAAGGAUAGCAAGAACCUGGGGCACCACUGCUCCCGGGCUCCCUUACGUUGAUCAAGCCAUAACCAAUGCUGGUAACUGGCUGAUAGGAGGUGACUUAGAGGUUAUAGAACCAAUCAAGUACCAUGAUGGGCUAGACCGUUUCCGACAGUCACCUGCAGAACUACGGGAGGAAUUUACCCGGCGAAAUGCAGAUGCUGUGUUCGCAUUCCAACUUCGAAAUCCAGUACAUAAUGGGCAUGCAUUACUAAUGACGGAUACCCGCCGUCGACUGCUUGAAAUGGGAUACAAGAACCCCGUUUUGUUGCUUCAUCCUUUGGGUGGCUACACCAAGGCAGAUGAUGUUCCACUAGGUUGGCGAAUGAAGCAACAUGAGAAGGUCCUUGAGGAUGGUGUUCUUGAUCCAGAGACAACGGUCGUCUCCAUAUUUCCAUCUCCUAUGCACUAUGCAGGGCCAACUGAGGUGCAGUGGCAUGCAAAGGCAAGAAUCAAUGCAGGAGCCAACUUUUACAUUGUUGGACGCGACCCAGCUGGAAUGGGUCAUCCUACUAAGAAAAGGGAUUUGUAUGAUGCUGACCAUGGGAAGAAAGUUUUGAGCAUGGCACCUGGACUAGAGCGGCUGAACAUCCUUCCCUUCAGAGUUGCUGCUUAUGAUAAAACUCAGGGCAAAAUGGCUUUCUUCGACCCCUCGAGAGCUCAGGAUUUCCUAUUCAUAUCCGGCACCAAGAUGAGAACACUAGCGAAGAACAAGGAGAAUCCACCAGAAGGGUUUAUGUGCCCAGGUGGAUGGAAGGUGUUAGUUGAAUAUUAUGACAGUUUGGUACCUGCAAGCAGUGGCAGACUGGCUGAACCUGAAGCUGUUCUGGCAUAGCCUGCUGUAUCAGAGAAAAGUAUAUUAGCAAUUUGAACAUAUGAAUAAGACCAAGAGAUGGAUGGAACUGAAGCAAAACAUAAUUUGCCUCUCUUUGUAAAUUAUAGAUGCCCUCAUCGCAUCUUUGGAUUUGGUACAAGACUCUGCAGCUUGUGUAUUAGUGUUCUUUAUGUUCAGUUCUAUGAAGGAGAUGGGCUUGAUGAUGGAUUUGAUUUUCAGGUUAAACAACUUUCACUAUAUUAUUCUAAUAGAAUCCCUUUGCGAGUUCUAUA